This is a messenger RNA of Acanthoscelides obtectus, 612 nucleotides long. The record is from the annotation of a GenBank genome assembly. Lineage: Eukaryota; Metazoa; Arthropoda; Insecta; Coleoptera; Chrysomelidae.
GGUCCUGUCGUGUGUCCGUCUAACUGUUGCAAUAAAUGCCUUAAUGAAAGUUCGUUCGCAUGAAAGAUACAAAUAAAACACUGAAGAGGACGCUGAAUUGUGCGGUGCGCGUUACAAGACUCGUCCCGGGCUGACAUACCACUACAACCACUCACACAAAGAGGGCGCUAGCGAUGAGAACUCGCGCGACAGCGCAGGCAUGGGACCGGCGACCACCCCCACAGGUGGAGUCGGAGGCCCAACGACCCCUUCUCCUGUAGGUGGAGCUACCGUAGCCCCGCCUAUGGGGGGAGAGACCGUUGGUGGCGCUGCAGGUGGUCCCGCCCCCCAACCGGGGUCGGUGGAUCUGUCUCAGCAACCUUCGUCGGCGCAGGCGAUCCUGAGACCGUCCGAUCAGGGAACGGUUUAUCAAGACAGUUAUGUUUCCUUUUUGAACCAGACACCCGGUACUACCUUUUGGAUAUUCCUGUUUUGUUAUGUGUUUCGUGUAAUUGAUAUUAAAAAACCGAUACCGUUGGGUUUUGAGAACUUUUUCGCUCUUAUCACGGUUUUGUUCCACCUAAUGGAGAAAAUGCGUUAAGUUAUUCAUUAUAACUGUUGUUUAAAUAGAAG